Molecule: messenger RNA, 2069 nt
Organism: Amphimedon queenslandica
Lineage: Eukaryota; Metazoa; Porifera; Demospongiae; Haplosclerida; Niphatidae
Product: tripartite motif-containing protein 46-like
Exons: 2
Coding region: 25-1782 (585 amino acids)
Molecular function (GO): ubiquitin protein ligase activity
Source: RefSeq, a predicted model, not a curated record
GAAUUACAAGAAAGAAUAAGAUUAAUGAAUAUGGAACUAAUUACUAAAAGAGAACACACUAAGAAGAUUAUAAAAGAUAUUAAAGAUCAUUUGAAAGAUAAAGAGACUGUUUCUAUUCUUGCUAGUAGUGGAUUCGACAUAGACAGCUUCACUCAUGACCACUUGCACUGUCCCUCCUGUGGCAAGUACUAUGAUGAUCCUAGGACACUACCUUGUCUGGACAGCUAUUGUAGAGAAUGUCUUGAAAAGGAGGCGAGGAAACAGAGAGAGGAAAAGGAGAGAGAGCGGGAGAGGGAAGCAAGAGAAAGGGAGGAAAGUGGGCAGACAGAGGAGGAGCCGCAUGAUUUGGAUGAAAGUUACUUAGAAACUCUCCGUAACUCUUACAACCUCACUCCUGUUUCCACCAAAGGAUCAACUAAUGAAUACUCUGAGCCUUUGAGCAACACCUUUGACUGUCCUCAAGGCUGUCAGUGUCCCACUGGAAUAAGUUUUGAUAGAGAUGGUGACAUUGAUCCCAUCCCACCUUCAAAUAAAUUCCUUGGCAACAUGGUAAAGGACGUACAACUCAAGAAUAAAGUACCAGCUGGUAAGGUUCUCUGUGGGGUUUGUGAUGGAAACGUUGCAGUUGCUGUUUGUAACAAUUAUGAAUGUGCUAACCUUCCACUCUGCUCUGAUUGUUUAAGGUAUCAUAAGAAAACAACAAAAACAAAAAGGCAUAAUAUAAUAUAUCCUGAGACAAUAGGAGCAAAGGGAAAUAGCAAUGGAAGCGGAGAUGGAGGGGAAGGAAGCCUGCCACCAUCAUGGAAAGAUUUUGAACGCCACAGCUGGUUAUGUGAUUUUCAUCCUACUCAUCCUGUCGAUCGUUAUUGCUAUGAACAUAAACAGGUGAUAUGCCUUGAAUGUGCAGAUCUUAGUGAUGAUAAUAAAGGCCAUCGUAACUGUCCAAGAGUGAAACUAAUUAGAGAUGUUGUAGAUGAAGAAAGAACAGCUGUUGCUGAAGCACUUGGUGAAAUUAAAGGUGUACAAGCAAGAAUUAUAAAAGCAAUAAAUGAAAUUGAAAUCAUGAAAAAAUCCCUUACCAGCAAUAAAAACUGGACAAUAUCUACAAUUAAUGAACAUUGUGAGGAACUCAUUGCAGAUGUAGAGAGUCAAAGAGAAAGUCUUAUAAAUCAAACGAAGCAUUUACAUGAUAAAAUAAUGGCAUAUCUCGUGGAGCACCAGGAUGUUCUUAAGCGUAUCUCAGAUAUACUUCAAAGGAGCAUUGAUUUCAUUGGAGGGUCUGUGAACAUGGCAAUACCAACAGAGUUCAUGUUCCUUAGGGAGAGCUUUCAUGAGCGUUUGAAUUAUCUCAAGGAACGCUACAAGAACUCUCACAUGCUGCCUUCAGACGUAAAUGAUAGAAUACACCUCAAGUUGAAUGAUGGUAUUGGUGCGGACGGUGCUCUUGGGUAUGUCUUUGGAGCACCAUUUAUUGAAAACUACACUGUGGAGUCUUUCCCAAAUCCAGUCUAUGCUCAAAAGUCUUAUUCAUUUAAGAUUCAGAGUCGUGAUAUAUGUGGGACAAAAGUUGCUGGUAAUUUGCCAAUGCUUGAGGCAACUAUCUGUUCUGUUGAAAGCCUGGAUCCGAUCCAAUGCUUUGUCAAACUCAAUGAUGAGGAAGGAGUUUAUACGGUUUAUUUUUAUCCGUUGAGAGCUGGUAGACAUAAAGUUAAUGUGUAUUGUCCUCAAACCCAACCUCUUUUUGUUAAAGGAUGCCCAUUUUAUAUUGAUGUAAGGCGUUGACUCUGAUUUUACUGCAUAAACUUACAUGUAAGUACUCAGUGUAUUGUGUACCUUCUGUCCUAAUAAUAUCUAUACGCAUAUGUAUAUCUAUGCUGUUACAAGUAUUUAGAUGUUUACUUUGUGUGAGAGGAUGUUGACUGUAAAAUUUUAUUUACAUUAUACUUUUGUUAGUUUUAUUUAUCUUAUUAUAUCUGCAUGAAAGUUACUAGAUUCUCUUUUAAAUGUGUUUCUUUUGUAGUUAUUGUGAUUUCAUGUUUAUAAAAUAAAUAUUAUUAAGAAUUUCAUGU